Molecule: messenger RNA, 852 nt
Organism: Saprolegnia diclina VS20
Lineage: Eukaryota; Oomycota; Saprolegniomycetes; Saprolegniales; Saprolegniaceae
Exons: 1
Coding region: 78-431 (117 amino acids)
Source: RefSeq, a predicted model, not a curated record
CGCCGAUACAACUUCAACAAGUGCACUUGCGCCGAUGGCUGGUGUCAGUUUCCAAUUUGCACCGCCGACCGCACUCCAUGUUUGCCACUCCCCAUACACUGCCUGACGACGGUCAUUUGUCGCACGACGACGAGACCGCAUCGAGCUCCGGCGUCAGCAGCGCCGCCAGCCCCGAGCGGAAAGCCCGCCGCCGCCGCCGCGUGCUCACCAAGGAGCAGCUCGAGCUCAACCGGGCGCGGUCCCGCAAAUACUAUGCCCGGAACCGCGACGUUGUCCUUGCCAAGCUCCGCGCACAGUACGUCGAGAACCGCGAGAAGGAGCGCGAUCGCCAGCGGGACAAGUACCUUCGCAACAAGGCACGGAAGCUCGAGAUGAAGAAGCUUGCCGAGUCGGCCUCGAGCCAGCUGAGCCUUGCCUACAUUCUCAACUAAUUCGCCCCUAUCUAUUAUUUAAUACGACAAAUCCUCCCAACCACGUCAACACUACCACCAUUGGCUUGCGACUUCAUCGCCACGAGUCUUCAUCUCUACUAAAGUACGACUGAGAACUAUGAUGACAAGACGACCGCGGCCGUAAGCACGACCGACUCGAGUUUGCGCUACGACCUUGGAACGACAGACAGCCCAUGUGUAUGCACUCCCCAGCUGGUGCGCGGAGAUCAUGGACUCUGAUUCGAGAUGGCGUCGUCCUGUUGUGUGCGAUUACGAAAGAAACUGGCGGCCAUGUCUUUGCGUCGACGACCACAGUGCUCGUCCCGGUCCAGCGCCCAGUGCGAGCGGCGACGGCUCGUUAUCGACAGUCUAUAAAGUGUAGUAGAGCGAGAGAUUAGCGAACUCUACUAAGGGUGCACAA